AAAGAAUAAAUGGCCUAGCUGACAUCAGAAAACAGGAGCCUAAGGCAGAAGAAGAGAAGCUUUCUAGUGAACUGAAAAACCCACAGGAUUCACUCGAGGCUGCUGCAGGUCAUAAGGAGAUGCUGCCCGAGUCAGAGAAGGAGCUGAAUCCACCUGAAGAUGAAAAACGUGUAGUAGGGCAAGAUGCAUUACAGCCGGCAGCAGAGCACGCUGCCAGUGAAGAAAUUGAGAGGGAGCAGCUCCUGAAUUACGAUACUAAGCAGGAUGACUUGCCCCCUGGGAAGGCUGACAAACAGGAACAUGAAGCACUGAACCAGGACAAGGAUGUUGAUUACAAUUUAGAUGAGAAUGAAGCUGAAUCAGAAACGGACAAGCAAGCAGCACUUGCAGGGAUUGAAAAUGUUCAAAAUCCUGAAGAUAUGAAGAACCACUUAUCUGAGCAAGGUGAAGAACGACAGAGGUUGUGA
Messenger RNA from Fulmarus glacialis (Northern fulmar), 467 nucleotides. Its product is annotated as Golgi membrane protein 1-like. The transcript is spliced from 3 exons. The annotation marks the transcript as partial. Lineage: Eukaryota; Metazoa; Chordata; Aves; Procellariiformes; Procellariidae. The record is from RefSeq and is a predicted model, not a curated record.